This is a messenger RNA of Labeo rohita (rohu), 2285 nucleotides long. It is a transcript of the gene cry4, whose product is annotated as cryptochrome circadian regulator 4. Bases 368 to 2044 code for a protein of 558 amino acids. Gene Ontology annotation, molecular function: FAD binding; DNA binding. NCBI's taxonomy places the organism in Eukaryota, Metazoa, Chordata, Actinopteri, Cypriniformes, Cyprinidae. The record is from RefSeq and is a predicted model, not a curated record. The transcript has 11 exons. Gene Ontology annotation, biological process: entrainment of circadian clock by photoperiod; circadian regulation of gene expression. Gene Ontology annotation, cellular component: nucleus; cytoplasm.
UCAGUUUGUAAACAUGGAGAACACCGGGUGCUUUACAUUUGAGCUACAGCCGCCGCGUCCAAUCACAUGCUGAGGACCGCGAGCCUGUACAGGAGGGACCAAUCAGAAGCUUGAUUUCACUAUCCUAUGGAUGCGAUCGUCCAAUAGGAAGUGGGGAAGGAGGGAUCAGGUCACAUAAGUGUUGUUGUUCGGUUGAUGCGUUUCUUUCCACGUUAUGUUCGACUAUUAAUCAUUAACUGGUUGUUUGUAAUUAUGUGGAAACACACGGGUAGUGUUUAUAACUUUUAGUUGGUUGUCGUGUCCUAAUGGAUGUUGUCUAAGGCGAUUUGGAGACUCUUAGAAGUGUUUGGAUCGUGAGUCAGUCGUCAUGAGUCACUGCACCAUCCAUCUCUUCCGUAAGGGCCUGCGGCUCCAUGACAACCCCACCCUGCUGGGGGCGCUGGCGUGCUCCUCCACACUGUACCCCGUUUAUGUCCUGGACCGCGCGUUCCUGGAGGGGGCGAUGCGUGUGGGCGCAUUGCGCUGGCACUUCAUUCUGCAGAGUCUGCAGGAUCUGGACGCUCGUCUGCGGGCGCUAGGCUCACGGCUCUAUGUUUUGCGCGGGUCCACGGCGGCGGUGCUACGGGAACUCGUGACCCGGUGGGGCGUCACACAAAUUAGCUACGACACAGAGGUAGAGCCAUAUUAUGCGUGCAUGGAGCGGGAAAUACAAGCGCUGGCACAGGAGCUUGGACUCCAAACGUACACACGUGUGUCGCACACGCUCUACGACGUCAAGAGGAUGGUAAAGGCGAACGGUGGCUCUCCUCCGCUUACAUAUAAAAAGUUCCUGCAUGUUUUGUCUGUUUUGGGUGAACCAGAGAAACCGGUUCGGGACGCCAGCGCUGAGGACUUCCUGAGAUGUGCGACCCCUGUGGAGCCGGAUCAAGAGCAGACGUACGCAGUUCCGUCUCUGGCUGAUCUGGGUCUAGAGGCUGAGUUUGAGGUUUUGUGGCCUGGCGGAGAGACGCAUGCGCUCCAGAGACUCCACAGAUACUUCCAGAGUCAGGGGUGGGUGGCAAACUUCUCGAAAGUGCGGACGGUGCCCAACUCUUUGCUUCCCAGCACCACGGGCCUCAGUCCGUACCUCAGUCUGGGAUGUCUGUCAGUUCGCACUUUCUACCACCGACUCAGCAGCAUCUACGCACAGUCGAAGAACCACUCGCUGCCGCCCGUGUCUCUCCAGGGUCAGGCUCUGUGGCGUGAGUUCUUCUACACCGUCGCAUCAGCCACACCGAACUUCACCAAAAUGGAGGGAAACCCCAUCUGUCUGCAAAUCGACUGGUACCACGAUCCAGAAGCUCUGGAGAAAUGGAAAACCGCUCAGACGGGCUUCCCCUGGAUCGAUGCCAUCAUGACUCAGCUGCGUCAGGAGGGCUGGAUCCAUCAUCUGGCGCGUCACGCCGUGGCCUGUUUCCUGACGCGUGGAGAUCUUUGGAUCAGCUGGGAGGAGGGCAUGAAGGUAUUCGAGGAGCUCCUGUUGGAUGCGGACUACAGCGUGAAUGCCGGGAACUGGAUGUGGUUGUCCGCUAGUGCAUUCUUCCACAAAUACACCAGGAUCUUCUGCCCAGUGCGUUUCGGCCGGCGGACCGACCCUCAAGGACAGUAUCUGAGGAAGUACCUGCCUGUUCUGAAGAACUUUCCUUCGCAGUAUAUUUACGAGCCAUGGAAAGCACCUGAAGAUGUCCAGCUUAGUGCCAGCUGCAUCAUUGGUAAGGACUAUCCUCAUCCCAUGGUGUGCCACAUUGAGGCCAGUCAGAGGAACCUGGGUCUGAUGCGUCAGGUGCGCACGGAACAACAGAACACGGCGGAGCUCACACGAGAUGUAGCGGACGACCCAAUGGAGGCGGGGCUUAAGCGUGAGCUGCAGGAGGAGGAGGAGGAGCUUCUAGAGGGGGUGGAGCAACACAGCACAUCCAAACGCUUCAAUGGCGUCACGGAUCAUAAGUCCUGCCCCUGCAGCUGGACGCCAGAGACUCUGCAGUUGAGCGGAGAGGUCAUGUGACUCCAGAGCUGCUGAAUCGGAUCACCUCAUCACUUCAUCAUACUUCCCAGGAGUCUAUCAAAGCAUUUGAACUCUAUUGAUUGUUUUUGGCGGUCUGAACCUUUGUUUUUUAGUUUGUGAACUAAAAGAGGUGAAUUAUGCAAGUUUCUAAUUGUAUGCAACAGCCUUUCUGAUGCAAAUGUGUUCAUCAGUCAGUAAAUACAUUUGUAUAUUAUGCAAAAGAUCAAAUAAAUCAUAUGCA